GCUGUUUCUCCUCCAACGUCCUGCAGGUCGAGGUGUCUGCCAACAGAGAGGUGAACCUCAUUCUCCCACUUGCUGGCGCUGGCCCGAUCAUCGCCGCGUCUUCCCCUCGUCUCCGGUGUGUGGGAGGCGGUCUCACCCGCUUCAUUCGGGCACGGACUUUCCAUUCUGAGCGACUGUCUCUGUUAACAGACCUUGAUCUUCCUUGCUCAGCCAGCCAGCUUUCCACUUGAUCUACAUGCUCAACAUCAUUUACCCAUAGUCACCCGUGUUCUGGCUCAUUCCCCCCAACCAGCGCACCAGCAACGAGGGACAUCGACAGCCCCCCUCUUCCACAAUCCACAUCCUUCUACCUACAACGUGCCCACCCUCGUUUUCGUCUUCAACACCAUAGCCUUCUUCGUCACUACAGUCAACGUCGACCAACGAGCGGCAGUCAGCAUACACCGUCCACCUCACUCUCUACCAUCGUACAUUCACGUCCAACAUGCACACUCACACGUUCACCAUCCUCCUCCUCCUCUCCCUCUUCUACGCUGUCCUCGCACAAAACAACACCGCCAACACCUCAUACGCUCUAACAGCCGUAGUCACCACCAUCCCUCCAUCCCCACUGCCCUCAAACGCUUCCUCCCUCCUCACCGCCACACCCACAGGAACACCCACAACGCUCAUCUUCACCGUCAUCCCCACUCUGUCGGCAGGGAAUGGGACAUACAACUCUACGAACAACGGGACGAGUGCGGUGGACACGCAAGUGCUCAACCCGAUCGGUAUCGAUCCUGCUUAUGGCGUGCUCGGUGCCCUCCUCAUCCUCUUACACAUCCCGCUCCUCCUCCUCGGCCCCAAGCUGAGACUCUACACCCCCCUCCUCCUCACCUCCCACAUCCUGAGCAUCACCACUCUCAUCCUGAUCCUGCACUUCGGUGUCGAGCCAAACAUCGCCCUCCACCCACCGGACCAGAUGCUGCGCGGGCUCUACCUCCUCGCAUGUAUCGUCGCCGGUGGAGUAGGGGCAGGGAUCGCCGCUCUCUGGCGAGAGUAUGCAGAAUGGGGCUGCGGAGCGGUAGGAGGGUUCGCACUCGCCUGUUGGAUAGAGGCGCUCCAUGAAGGCGGGGUGGUGCAGGGCGAAUGGCGUUGGCUGCUCUUUGCGGGGCUCGUUGUGGGAGGAUUUGUUCUCACUACCGUGAGAGUGAUCAAGACGCCCUGCUUGGUUGCGUGCGCCGCGCUCGUAGGGGCGAGCGGGAUCAUGCUCGGUAUUGACUGCUUUACCGCUGUCGGGCUGAAAGAGUUUUACAUCGCCAACCUAGGCUUUGCCGACCUAUUCCCCCAGCUUCCGCCAGGCUCUGUUCCCCUCACGCAGUCAGUCGUCGUCGAGCUCUCCCUCAUAGCAGUCCUCUUCCUCUGCUCGCUCGCGAUCCAACUGCGUGUCGUCCCCCUCCUCCGAGCUGCAAAGCAGCGGCAAGCAGAGGCACGCGCUGUGGCUGAAAGAGAGGAGGAGGAGGACAAGGCACGGCAGGGGCUGGAGAGCGAGUAUAUGCGCGCGGAGAGGGAGGAAUGGGAGGCGAGGCAUGGGAGGAGUGCGGGCCCUUCGACUGGCAGCAGUCCGCUCCUGGACGACAAGAAAGAUGGCCGACCGAGCAGCACCUUCUCUCUUCUCCCUUCGUUCCCUUUCAACGGCACUGCUGGGAAUGGACAUGCCAAUGGGAAUGGGAAUGGGAAUGGGACGACCCCGGAAGACUCACGCCACUCGCGCAGUCUCAGCAUCUCUAUGCUCCAGAACGGUGCUGAGUACUUCGACCCUUCCCGGCCCGGUGCGGGAGACAGGCGAAGCACUUCCCUCGGUGCGCUCCCCGCGCUCAACCUUGGCGGGCUCACCGAGCCCACCGGAUCGCUCGGAAUCCCCCUAGCCGCAACGACAAGCACGACCCCGUCCCUUCCCUCUCCUUCUCCCUCUCCUCGCCCAAGCUCGAACUACCGCGACCCGGAAACUGAAGCCGCUGUACAAGAUCUGAAGGAGAAGAUGGCUCUGCUCGACGAGAUCCGGACGAUUAAGGCUUCUAUCGGCAAGCUCAAGAGCGAAACUGGAAGUCUGAACCUAGCAAGGGAGGAGAGUAGGGCCAAUUCGGACGCUUCCCGUGCGAGGACCAACAGCGGGAUGACACUCGAGUUACCAGGGAGGGACGUGAGGCGCAGCUCUUCGCCUUCUCCUGCGCUGACACCUGCUCCGGGACCAACGAGCCCUACCGCGGGCCUGGGACCGGAAUGGGAUGCAUACCUCAAGCAGCGCAAGCUUUACGUGCCACCGCCGUUCCCUCAGGCACCGGCACCGGUUGUGCAGCCCAGCGCGGAACGGGUGAGACAGAGCGACCAUGUGCUUCUCGCUCUGGAGGGAAGGAGAAGGAGGGAAAGUAUGCUUGAGCUUGGGGUUGCGGAUGGGCAGCGAGCGGGGACCGUACCUGCGCGGGGGAUGAGCUAUUAUGAUCCUUCCCCUUCGGUGCAGGUUCCUCCAGAAGCGGCGAGGCGCGCCAGCGCGUACGAACUGCCCGUCAAUAUCCCAGAAGGAGGACAGCGGUCGCCCAACCCCCAGUCCUCCUCCCCACCACCACAGGCCAAGCUCCCGCACAGGAUCCUCUCCCCUCCUCUUGCGGCUUCCCCUUCCCCACCUCCUCAGCCAACACACACCGUCCUCCCCGACCGCCGAGCUUACUCCCCUCCUCCUCCUCGGGCGAUCACUCCCGUCAUAGGCCCGGAGACGAACGUCCUCUCCCCUCGGCCUGUGCGCCCGCCACCUAGGGUGCUGACGAGUGAGCAGCUGGAACAGAGGCAUCGCAAGGCUUUGAGUGGGAUGCAGAGGCCUGUGAGCCAGAUGUUGCUUGCUACCCAGCCCCAGGGUGGGAGUGGGCAGGGGCAUGCGAAGGGGAGGAGUGAGGGGGGGUCGUCUACCGAAGGCUCGGGCGUUAGGAGCUCGGAGGAGAGACAUAGGAGGACGGGGUCGAGGGAUCCUGAGAGGGAGAGGGAGAGGGAGAGGGAGAAGAGGGAGAAAGGCCGUGACGGGAGAGAGCGCGAUAGGGAGAAGGAGAAGGAGAAGGAGAGGAGGAAGAGCGGAGGUGAUUUGGAGAGACUUGUCGAAGGCCGGGAGCUGAGGGACGGGAGAGAGCAGAAGCAUGAGCCUCUUGGGCAGAGAAAUGGUCAUGGGGUUUCUCAUAGCCAGUCGUAUGCCCCGGGCAGCGGGAGAGAGCACAGGAGGAGAGCGAGCGAGGUGCCGUUCCCUAGCCAGGGGAGGUAUGAGAGGGGUGAAAGAGAGCGCGAGAGGGAGAGGGAGAGGACGGGCAGGAGCUAG
This is a messenger RNA of Dacryopinax primogenitus, 3340 nucleotides long. RefSeq lists its product as uncharacterized. NCBI's taxonomy places the organism in Eukaryota, Fungi, Basidiomycota, Dacrymycetes, Dacrymycetales, Dacrymycetaceae. The transcript is spliced from 3 exons. The coding region runs from base 485 to 3340 and encodes 951 amino acids. The record is from RefSeq and is a predicted model, not a curated record.